AUGAGACGGCAGCGGCGGCGGCAGUCCCAGGAGCAGCAGCAGCCGCAGCAGCCAAACGGGGUCAAAGCUGAGGUCAUAGACCUGAGCGUAGGCACCCACCCUGAUGGGAGCAGGGCGCAGCUGCAGCAGCAAAAUCAGGAGCAGCAGGAUCAGGAUCAGGGGCAGGAGCAGCAGGAGCAGGAGCAGGAGCAGGAGCAGGAGCAGGAGCAGGAGCAGGAGCAGGAGCAGGAGCAGGAGCAGGAGCAGGAGCAGCAGGAGCAGCAGCAGGAGCAGAUGCUGCAGCAGAAGCAAGCGCCAGAGCAUCGGCAUGAGCAACCGGAGGAAGAAAAGCUGACUGCACAGCAGCACCAGCAGCAGCAGCAGCAGCAGACGCAGCAGACGCAGCAGACGCAGACGCAGCAGCAGCAGUUGCAGCACCAGCAGCAGCACCAGCACCAGCUGCCGCUGCAGCAGCACAGUGAUGGGCAAAUGCUCACACAACGACAGCAGCAGGAGCAGCAGCAGCAGGAGCAGAACCAGCAGGAGCAGCAGCAGCAGGAGCAAAACCAGCAGGACCAGCAGGACCAGCAGCAGCAGCAGCAGCAGCAGCAGCAGCAGCAGCAGCAGCAGCAGCAGCAGGAGGAGGACCAGCAGCACCCGCCGCGGCGAGCGGCCGACGAGCAGCUGCUGCGGCGACAGCACUUAGUUGAGGCGGACAUGCGGCUGGAGCAGGAGCAGCAGCAGGGCCACGAACAAGGGGAGCGCGACCAAUCACAUGAUCAGGAGGAUUUGCUAGGGCAGGAGCAGGGGCCGGCGCACGAACGGGGGGCGACGCAGCACAGGCGGUCGCGGCAGCAAAGCAGCGACGCGGACGGCGUGGGCGCCGGGGCCGAUGGCGGAGACGGCGACGGCGGCGAUGCCGAAGGCGGGCACGACCGAGGUGACGCCGAGCAGGGGCGGGACGCCGCGGGCCGCAAGCCGCAAACGCCGCCCGCCCGCAGCAGCGGCGCCGCUGCAGCCAAGCAGCAAGCGAAGAAAGGCAAGCGGCGGGGCGGCGGCGCCGCCGCCGCGGCCGGCGCGGCGGCGGGCGGCGGCGGCAGGAAGGGUGUGCCGCUGUCAGAGUCUCAGCUGGAGGAUCAGGUGGCGGAGGCGGUGGGGCUGCAGCCGUAUGGGUUUGGGGACGAGGAGGUGGAGCUAGGGAUGCGUGACCUGGGGCUGGACGAGGAGACCUACGCAGGGGUGCGCAACCACAUCCUGGCGAGGUGGCGCUAUGAUGUCACCAAGUACCUGAGCGAGGAGGCAGCUUCCGCCCGGGUGCACCCAAAGUUCAGGCACCUGGUGGCCCCGGCCUGGGGCUUCCUGGACAGCCGUGGCUACAUCAAUUUCGGCGUGGCCCCGGCCAUCACGGACAGGGGCGUCAAGGAUCGCAAGCAGUCUGUUGUCGUCAUCGGCGCCGGGCUGGCGGGCAUGUCGGCGGCGCGGCAGCUGCGCAACUGGGGGUACCGCGUGCUGGUACUCGAGGGCCACGACCGCCUGGGGGGCAGGGUGCACGGCCACAGGCUCGAGCGAGCCAGCAAGAUCCGGCGGCCUCGGCUGCGGCAGGAUGGGAUUGGGGUUCAGGCAUCUCAACCCUAA
Molecule: messenger RNA, 1614 nt
Organism: Monoraphidium neglectum
Lineage: Eukaryota; Viridiplantae; Chlorophyta; Chlorophyceae; Sphaeropleales; Selenastraceae
Product: putative Lysine-specific histone demethylase 1
Exons: 5
Coding region: 1-1614 (537 amino acids)
Molecular function (GO): oxidoreductase activity; protein binding
Source: RefSeq, a predicted model, not a curated record